This is a messenger RNA of Aspergillus homomorphus CBS 101889, 747 nucleotides long. RefSeq lists its product as uncharacterized. NCBI's taxonomy places the organism in Eukaryota, Fungi, Ascomycota, Eurotiomycetes, Eurotiales, Aspergillaceae. Bases 1 to 747 code for a protein of 248 amino acids. The transcript is spliced from 3 exons. The record is from RefSeq and is a predicted model, not a curated record.
AUGGCCCCCCAAAUAGGCAAACCGCUCUAUCCCACCUCCGACACGGAGACAGCAGAGGAGUCUAAACCAGCCAUCCUCCCCACCAAGGAGCAAAGUCCCCUCUACCACCACAGCCUCAUCACCACAGACUUCGACGCCCUCAAGUUCCAUGCCGCCGCCUCCCUGCAAUUGCGCGCACAAAUCCCCACCGACAACCUCCUAAUCGUCUCUCCCUACAACGCACCAGGCCACCUUCUCGACCUGCGCACGCUGGACACAGCCAACCAGCUCCUGGCGCAGGCGCUCACCAUCUUCCAGCCCACGCGGCCGGACUACGCCACGGCGCCAUACACGGAGUCGUUCAACUGGGCCGGCGUCUUUGAGUUCCUGGGCCGUCUGGUCAGGAAUCACGGUGCGUUCCACUGGCCGACGCAGAGUUUCUAUGUCGUUACCUUCCGGUCGAAGUUACGCGCGGACGCGGACGGCGAGCGGUUGCACUUGCUGGAUGCGCAUUCGCAUCAGGAGGCGAUGGCUAGUGGGGGGUUGUUGAAGUAUUGGUUUGGGUCGAAGGAUGGCGAGUGUCGGAAUUUGGCGACUUGUGUCUGGCGAAGUCGAGAGGAUGCGCGGCUGGGUGGACUGGGCCCCUGGCACAAGAAAGCACGUGGGGCGGCGCGUGAGAUGUACGAGUCGAUCGAGUUCUCGACGUUGCGGUUGACGAUUGGAGAGGAUGUUGGGUCAUGGGGGAUUACGGAGUGGAGGGAGGAGUAG